Messenger RNA from Gracilinanus agilis (Agile Gracile Mouse Opossum), 1271 nucleotides. RefSeq names its product ST6 beta-galactoside alpha-2,6-sialyltransferase 1 (gene ST6GAL1). The transcript has 6 exons. Bases 101 to 1099 code for a protein of 332 amino acids. The record is from RefSeq and is a predicted model, not a curated record. Gene Ontology annotation, molecular function: sialyltransferase activity. NCBI's taxonomy places the organism in Eukaryota, Metazoa, Chordata, Mammalia, Didelphimorphia, Didelphidae.
GCCGCCGCCUGCCCCGCCGAGCCUGCCCAGUCCGGACUCUGUGAGCUCAUGGCUCCUGGUCUGAGGGCAUUAACCAGCUGCAGGAGUGAUUUCUUACCCCAUGCCCAGGGACACUGUAUGCUCCAGUAUGGUCCACAUCAACAUCCUCAGAAGGAUUAUGUAUGGGCUCUUGGCCUUCCUCCUCUUCCUCACCAUCUGCCUGUGGAAUGAAUCAAAGAAAGGCUACUCUGUUUCCUUUAGAUUAGACUCAAAAGGCUUCCAGCUGCCCAGGAACCUGGAAAAUUUGUCUAGGAGGAUGGGUUCAAAGCCCGUGAACAUCACCACUAUGACGGACCCCCAAAGAGAGAGCAGGGUCCCACAAACCGGAACCAAGGUGGAGAAAUUAAAUUACAAGGUCUGGGAUAAGGACAGCAACUCCAAAAACCUCCCUGCUAGGCUGCAGAAGGUCAGGAAGAACUAUUUGCACAUGAACAAAUACAACGUGACCUUUGAAGGAACGCGCCAACUGGAGAAGCUCAGCGCCAGUGCCUUGCUAUGCCAACUCGCCAAUCGGGUGAAAGUCACCAUGAUCCAGGGGACUGACUUCCCCUUCAACACGUCUGAAUGGGAAAACUAUCUCCCUCCAAAGAAUAUCCGAGAGAGCUUUGGACGACUGAGCACGUGCGCUGUCGUCUCAUCUGCUGGAUCCCUGAAGGCUUCCUACUUGGGUGAAGAAAUAGACAAUCAUGAUGCCGUCUUGAGGUUUAAUGGGGCACCCACAAAGAAAUAUGAACAGCAUGUAGGAGAGAAGACAACCUUUCGUCUGGUCAACUCUCAGUUGAUCACUACAGACAAGAACUUCCUUGGUGACAGUUUAUAUAAAAAUGGAAUCUUAAUCAUGUGGGACCCCUCUCCGUACCAUUCUGAGAUCCCAGAGUGGUACAAGAAACCCGACUACAAUUUCUUUCAAAACUACAAGCAAUAUCGCAAACUGAACCCCAACCAGCCCUUCUAUAUCCUCAACCCCAAGAUGCCAUGGGAGCUUUGGGACAUCCUCCAGGAGAAUUCCCCAGAGGAUAUUCAACCAAAUCCCCCGUCCUCAGGGAUGAUCGAUGCAUGAGAGCCAGCACUCACUCAUCUCUGCCUUCUAGGCAAAGACGCAUCUUGGGAACUCCUGGCAGAGAAAAAGAAGAAGAAGAAAAGAUUGGAUAAAUGGGACUGGCAGGCUAAGGGUUGGUUCAAUGCAAUUCUUUUGAGAAGGGGCCACCUCAAAUCCCACCUCUUCCAUGAAG